Messenger RNA from Sinocyclocheilus anshuiensis, 1796 nucleotides. Its product is annotated as eukaryotic translation initiation factor 5B-like. NCBI's taxonomy places the organism in Eukaryota, Metazoa, Chordata, Actinopteri, Cypriniformes, Cyprinidae. The record is from RefSeq and is a predicted model, not a curated record. The transcript has 4 exons. Bases 95 to 1339 code for a protein of 414 amino acids.
GAACGCAGACAAAACGACAGACGAGAAAUACCUUUGUUAUGGAUGUGAAAAUAAGAGAUGGAUAGACCCUUCAGUGACAUUUUAUCAACGCACAAUGUCUAAACUGCAGAUUUUAAGUGUUUUUCUGACAGAGAGAUUAACAUUAGCUGCGCAGGAGAUAUUUAAGGCUGUGGAAGACAUAUUUUCAGAGUAUAAUGAGGAGAUUUGUCGCUCCAGACUGGAGAUUGAGCUGCUCAAGAGGAGACUGCAGCAGGCAGGAGUUCAGAUGGACUCUGUAACACAGCUUUGCUCCACUGAGACUCAAGGACAGAAAUACACCCAGACAUUUUCAGAGGAAUGGAGAUCUGAACAUGACUUGAAGGAUACAGCAAUGCAUAUGAUCCUAGAUAUUUGUACAAAGGAGGAGGAGAAUGAAGAGGACAUGCCUGUGUGCGGUGAAUCAGCAUCCUUAUCACCAUGUAUGGACAUUUAUCAUGAUCAGACGCCCAGCAAAGACACUGAAACCCAAGUGAUGGACAGUAGUGAGAAUAAUUUUCCCUUUAUUAACAAAGCAGCUCGAAUUAAGAAUGAGCCUGAGACUAAUACUGAAACAGGUACCACCUGCCAAAUACAGCAGAACAUCACAAAACAAGAUUUGGAUGAUUCAGGGGCCAGUGAUGCGUCCAGUGACGUCAACAAAGUCAAAGUUAGCCACGUUGGCUUCCCCAGACAUGAGACACAAACAUUUAAUCUGCCCCUCAGAAAUCAAGAGAUGUUGACGCAGCAUCGGAUGGAGCUGGCCCAGAUAAGAGAGAGAAUGUCUUUGAAAAUCCAGUCCUGUCACUCUGAGUGUAAAAGUAAGAAAAGUCAACCGUCUGUCUGUCAGGAUGAAGUGUCAAAAUCUGACAAGCAGAAACCCGAAAAUGCAAGAUACAGUCAGGCCUGGAGGGAUCGCUUGAAAAAAGACCCUGUAAAAUUUGCUGAGUUCAAAGCUUUUGAAACUGCAAGAGCAAGAGAGUAUAGAAGAAAGAGGACUGCUGCUGCUGUAGAAAUUGAUAAGGAUAAUAAUCGUGAGCGACAGCGAAGAUUCAGAACCAAAAAGAAGUUACAUCAGUGCAAAGCUGAUGAUAACCCUCUGCCACCUAAAAAAACAAAAGCCUUAACAGAAGAAGAGAGGAUGAAGAAACGAGAGUAUGAUAGGAUAAAAAAAAGAGAAGAGAGAGAGAGGAUGGGAGCAGAGAAGAAAAGACAAAUUCGUGAAAGAGAUGCAUCGCGAAAGAGGGAAAAAAGAAACGAGACAAAAAAUCUUACUGACACUCCACAUACAAACCUUGGCUCUAAAUCGUACAGCUGGAUCUAAAUCUGCAAAACGAAUGGCAGUGUUACGGAUGAGGGAAAAAAUUCCGGCUGAUGCAGAAAAGUUGGACAUUGUAACCGACUUCAUCCAUUGCUGUACUCCUCAUAAACAAGCAGCUUUGAAAGAUAGAGGUCUGAAAAAAGCUUGACGAUGAAUAGAUUUCGAUGGCCCGCUUCAAAAAGAACUUCAAUCCACAUUUGAAGCUCUAUAGAAGGAUACUUCAUCCUUGGAGAAGCAGAGCCUGAUUGUCACUAGUUUGUUGGUUGCCAAAAAGUACAGAAUGCAACACAUUUUAGCAAAGGCGCUUUAAUCUUCGUCCAGCAUAUCUCACUAAAUUAUCAAAGUCCUCAUCCAAUGAAAGUUUACGUAAAAAACGAAGGUCUGAUGUCACUUGCAUGGAUGUUGUGAACAAUAUUUGCUUUCUAUUGAAUCCUAAGGUAUCACAAGAACUUCCUUACAU